Paramecium pentaurelia is the source of this 853-nucleotide messenger RNA. The record is from the annotation of a GenBank genome assembly. Lineage: Eukaryota; Ciliophora; Oligohymenophorea; Peniculida; Parameciidae.
AUGCUUCAAAGUUUUAUCCAGUUUUAGUCAUCUAUAGGUAAAAUUAUUUCAUUAUAAAAAGAAAAUCGGGAUAAACUUCUUAAAUUUUUAUAAAAUUGGCUAUUAUUGUAAAGUUAUAUGUUAAUUGGGUAUAAUAAUGAAGAAUCAGAGAUCAAAUUCUCUAUCUAUUGUACUUAAUAUGUUUAAUUCUAUUUAGAACAAAUAUAUAUAUGUAGAAGAUUAUUCAGACUUGGAAAGAGCCUUUAAACAUUAUUAAAUAUUUUAGAAAAAAAAUACUUAUAAAAUCCAAAAAAAGCAUAUAAUUAAAUACCUCAUGCUGUCAAUGAAAUGACUACAUAUUCAGUGUAUAUAUUUUAUUUCUUUUUUCAUUUGAUUGAAAAUAUCAUGGUUAUUCAUUAAAUGGGAUUUUUUGAGAAAAAAUUUAAUCAUAAAUUGUUAAAAAUAGUCUCUCAUACAUUCUGGUCUUUAGGAUUACUAACUUAACUUAUCUAUUAUUUGAAUAGACUUAGAUCAGCAUUUCGAAGGUAUUUUUAUUUUUAUUAGAGAGAGAGUAAGAAUUAAAAUCUUAAAUUUAAAAUGGAAUGACCAAUGGAGAUUUUCUUGAGUAAUUAAAGUCCUUUUCUAAUGAAAGAUAUUAAUAUGGAUUGUUAAUCUUAAGAAUUAUAGGUGAUCUUGCUUGUGCUAUGUAAAAAGCAUAAAUUCCUGAAAAAAUUGUAAUGAAUUACUACUAUUUAAGCUACACACUAGAUUUAAUAGAGGUUUAGUUGCCUGUGGAGGAUUAUUGAGUUCAAUAAUCUAAAUUUAUUUAUAAGCAACAAAAAUAAAUAAAAAAUAGAACUUUGUUGAAGUUUGA